Molecule: messenger RNA, 624 nt
Organism: Macrosiphum euphorbiae (potato aphid)
Lineage: Eukaryota; Metazoa; Arthropoda; Insecta; Hemiptera; Aphididae
Source: the annotation of a GenBank genome assembly
AUGACUUCAAAAAAACAUUCUGGUGCAUGGUUUGAGAAGGAAAGAAGCAAAAAAAAAAAAUUAGACGAAAAAUUGGCAACCAAUAUGGCCAAUUGGUUGACUAAAAAUCCUUGUGCAGUACUUAAAUCAACAUCAAAAAAUUUAUUAAACCUAGAAGAGGAUAUUGAACAACAAAUUAUUCAGAAAGAUGAACAUUUAUUAGUAAAUACAAAAUAUGUUACUGAUCCUGAAAGUUUGACACUCAUAGAGUCAAAAAAUGCACUAAACCUAGAUGAGAAUAUUGAACAACAAAUUAUUCAGAAAGAUGAACAUAUGUUUGUUAAUACAAAAUGUGUUAGUGACCCUGGAAAUUGGCCAAUCUUAACAGAUAAAAUUCGAACUUAUAUUGUUGAACAGGAACCGUAUCACCUUGACGUAAAUCAUUACUUUCCAUUAAAUGCAGAUGGUAGGCAUUUUGAUGGUAAAUGGUUUUUCAAAUAUUUACCGAAUGGUGAAAAUGUGAGAAGACAGUGGUUGGUCUAUAGGGUUAUUAAAGACGCUCUGUUUUGUUUCCCAUGUUUGCUUUUGAAAAAAAAAAACCAUAAGCGAAAAUCUCCAUUUUGUGACGACGGUUUUUCCGAUUAG